Exophiala bonariae is the source of this 582-nucleotide messenger RNA. RefSeq lists its product as uncharacterized. The transcript has a single exon. The coding region runs from base 1 to 582 and encodes 193 amino acids. The record is from RefSeq and is a predicted model, not a curated record. Lineage: Eukaryota; Fungi; Ascomycota; Eurotiomycetes; Chaetothyriales; Herpotrichiellaceae. Gene Ontology annotation, molecular function: catalytic activity; ferrous iron binding.
AUGGUCGUCGACUUCAACGCCACCGCCGGGCAGGUCAUCAGUCCCAGCAAACUAGCACACGUUGUGCUCCGAACCAACAAUCUGCCGGCGAUGGUUGCUUACUACACGAUGUUCCUGGGAGGGCAGGUGAUAUACGAGAACGAGAUGCUGGCGUUCAUUUCAUACGACGAGGAACACCAUCGCAUCGCACUUCUUGGCGCCCCCGGCACUCAGCCCAAGCAGAAGACGUCCUGCGGGCUGGAGCAUAUCGCCUUCACUUUCGAUUCUCUGUCCACACUCUUGUUAGCGUAUCGGCAGCGAAAGCAAAAGGGCAUCUCGCCGUUAUGGCCGGUCAACCACGGUCCCACGACAUCGAUCUACUAUCGCGAUCCCGAUGGCAACAUGAUUGAGACUCAGGUCGAUAACUUCGACAACCCGGCUGCCGCGACCGACUUCAUGAAAUCUGCUCAGUUCGCAGAGAAUCCUAUUGGGACAGAUUUCGACCCUGAAGACUGGAUUCAACAGAUUUCAGAUGGGAAGCCUGAGGCAGAGUUAAUGAAAAGGGAGGAAGUCGGACCACGUGGACUUCCAGAUUUCUUUUGA